Molecule: messenger RNA, 1890 nt
Organism: Ascochyta rabiei
Lineage: Eukaryota; Fungi; Ascomycota; Dothideomycetes; Pleosporales; Didymellaceae
Product: cAMP-dependent protein kinase catalytic subunit
Exons: 1
Coding region: 1-1890 (629 amino acids)
Biological process (GO): protein autophosphorylation; autophagy; autophagosome organization
Cellular component (GO): autophagosome; cytoplasm
Molecular function (GO): protein serine/threonine kinase activity; ATP binding
Source: RefSeq, a predicted model, not a curated record
AUGGAGUGCAUGCGUGAUCAGCUGCAGGCAGGUGUUGUACUACACGGCCGAUAUGAAACCAUAUCCGCCCUCAACCAUGGCUCCUUUGGCAUGGUCUUCCAGGCCAAGGACCUGGUGACGGACGACCUCGUGGCUAUCAAGGUCGUCACCAAGCCUUCUGCCGCUGCCAACUGCCCGUCUGCUUUUGCUGUCGAUGAGCGCUCGGAGGAACUCGGUGUGCACCUCCGCCUGGGUGCGCACCCCAACGUCGUCAAUCUUCUCCAGUCCUUCGAGACGCAGAACCACAUCUACCUUGUGCUGGAGUACUGCUCCAAUGGCGACCUGUACGAGGCCAUUCGCUUCGACAAGGGUCCCCUGGAGACGGAGCACGUCCGCGACUUCAUGAUGCAGCUGGUCGGUGCCGUCGAGUUCAUCCACGCCAAGGGCAUCUACCACCGCGACAUCAAGCCCGAGAACAUCUUCCUCACCCAAGAUGGCUCGAUGAAGCUCGGCGACUUUGGUCUGGCCACCUCCGACGACUGGUCUUGGGAGAUUGCUGUGGGCAGUGACCGUUACAUGGCUCCCGAGCAGUACGAUCCUACCAACGCCGGCUACUCCACUGCCAAGGCCGACAUCUGGGCGAUUGGCAUCUGCCUGCUCAACGUGCUCUUCCAGCGCAACCCUUUCGCAGUCCCAGCGCAGUCCGAUCCUCUCUUCGCCGACUUUGUUCUCGACCGUCAGAGCCUCUUUGAUGUCUUUCCCAACAUGUCCCAGGAUACUUACGAGGUCAUCCGACACUGCUUGGCUAUCGACCCCGAGAAGCGCGACCUCGCCGCGGUCAAGGAGGCUCUUGCUCGUGCCGUCACCUUCACUACCGACGACGAGGCUCUGGACGAGUUCUGUACCGAGGAGCGUGAGCCCUUCGUCGUUGGCGCCAACCGUGAACCUCUGCGCACUCCUUCCAUCAGCACCCCGUCGCUGGACAAGAACGGCUCGUUCCCUUGGGCCAAGGCUCUCGCCAUGUCUCCGCCGCAGCAGUUCCGCCAGCUUUCGGUCAUCCCUGAUACCGAAAUCUACUCGGACGACCUGUUCCCGGCCUCUGACUACGCUGUGAAACCAGAACAUGCGUCCAUCGUAUCUUUUGUGGACUCUGGUUUGGGCUUAUCUUUCAAGUCGACUGACGUCACCGAACACACCGAACGAGAGCCAAUCAGCUUCACGCGUUCCAAGCCUAUGCCGAUCUCUGGCUCCCUUCCGGCCAAGCCUUACAGCAGCAUGUCGUCGGUCUUUGGUAAGAAGCGCGACGCCUUCUCCAAGAGCUGGAGUGACUUGUGGGAGGAGGAAGACGAUGACGCGCAGUUCAUGGCCGAGCUCGAGAACAACUUCCACGCCUUCAAGGCUGAGAAGCCAGCGAAGCAGGUCAUCUCGGAGGCUGGCUCUGGUGUCUCCACCCCUCGCGGCGGCUUAUCGGAGGUGAGGAACCCUGCCACUGUUUACAACAGCAGGGGUCGUUCGCCGACGAAGCGCCGUGACGUCGACCACGUCAGUGAAAACACUGGCUUCAUCUUCGAAGAGCACCAGACACCUGCGAAGCGUUCUGGUACGGACAAGUGGGCCGCUCUUGGCGACCGCCGUCGUGGUCAAUCGUCGCCAACCAAAGAGCACUUGCCCUUGACUCCGUCCAAGCCCAUCAAGUCCCCCAAGCAAGCUCAGCCAACCCCCAACUCUGCUCGUAAGCGGAGCCGGACUGGCACCUGGAGGCGACCGAUCAACUGGGGUCCGAGCCAGCACGAGAACAUUCCCAAGGUUCCUGCUGUGGACAACAAGUACAAGAGCAAGGAAUGGCGCCAUUACAACAGUCCUCCCCUCGUGGUAGACGACGACCUUGGCGACCUUGAGUGGGUGUGGUAG